This is a messenger RNA of Silurus meridionalis, 2230 nucleotides long. It is a transcript of the gene gdap2, whose product is annotated as ganglioside induced differentiation associated protein 2. The record is from RefSeq and is a predicted model, not a curated record. The transcript is spliced from 14 exons. Bases 259 to 1746 code for a protein of 495 amino acids. Lineage: Eukaryota; Metazoa; Chordata; Actinopteri; Siluriformes; Siluridae.
ACGCAGAGCGUUUAAGUGGGAAUGGGAAAUAUCAGGAAAUUUGAAUAACUGGGAGCUUUAUGAACAUUUUCCGCAAUGCCAAGGCUACUGGGCUAUUAUAAGACGUGCAUUCACUGUUAGAACAGAGUCAUCUGUGUGUUUGUUGUGUAUUUGGAGGCAGACUUGCCUUGACUUAGUGUAGAACAGUGGGCUGUACUUGGACCAGACUGCUGCUCCAUUAGGAUUAUAGAGUUCAACACUGCCCUGUGGAUCAGCAGCAUGGAUCCAUUGGGCACUCGCUCUCAGUUUGUUUAUGUGGAGACUCUUCCCACCUGGGACCAGCCUGAAGACGUGGUUGAUGGCAAUGAGGAAGCAAAGUCUCAUCAUAGGGAUGAGGUUGACAAACUGGCUGAUGCAAAUCAUGUAAACGCUCCAGAUUCUCCAUUCCCAUUCAGAGAGGAUAUCAACAGAAAAAUUAUUGUAUUCAAAGGAGACGUGGCACUUUUGAACUGCACUGCCAUUGUGAAUACGAGCAAUGAGACCCUUACAGACAAGAACCCGAUCUCAGAGAGCGUUCACAGACACGCAGGCCCAGAGCUCAGGGAAGAACUUUUUAAACUGAAAGGAUGUCGAACAGGGGAGGCAAAAAUGACAGAAGGCUUUAACUUGGCAGCUCGAUUUGUAAUACAUACGGUUGGCCCCAAAUACAAACCCAAAUACCGCACAGCUGCUGAGAGCUCCUUAUACAGCUGCUAUAGAAAUGUCAUGCAGCUUGCCAAGGAGCAUGGUAUGGCCUCUGUAGGUCUUUGUGUAAUCAGUACUGCAAAGCGAGGAUAUCCCGUCGAAGAUGCUACACACAUAGCCUUCCGGACUGUGCGGAGGUUUCUGGAGAACCACGGAGAAAGCAUAGAGGCUGUAGUGUUUGCAGUAUCAGAUACCGAAGAGGCUGUGUAUAAGAAGUUGCUGCCACUUUAUUACCCACGCUCAAAGGAGGAGGAGAGAGCCAGCCUGCCUCUACUGCCUGACGACAUCGGGAAUGCGGAAGGGGAGCCGGUGGUGCCUGAGAGGCAGAUCCGCAUUACUGAGAAGCCUGGCAGCCUGGAUGGUGGCUCUGAGGAUGAUUCUGAAGACUCAGACAUGGGACUGGUGGGUAAUCAUGCUUUUGCAAGAAUGGAAGGAGACGUGGAUAAGCAGCGAAGGCUUAUUCUUCAGGGUCAGCUCUCAGACGCGGCUCAACAUAAACAGCACCAGAGGAACUAUAACCGUUGGCUGUGCAGAGCACGAGCAGAGGACCUCUCGGACAUAGCAGCGCUAAAGGCCCUAUAUCAAACUGGUGUCGACUUGUGUGGCAGAACGGUUAUGGUGGUGGUAGGCAGAAACAUUCCAGUAACUCUCAUUGAUAUGGAGAAGGCUUUGUUAUAUUUUAUCCAUGUUAUGGACCACAUCACAGUAAAGGAAUAUGUGGUGGUGUAUUUCCACACACUCACCAGUGAACACAAUCAACUAGACACAGACUUCCUAAAGAGACUCUAUGACAUUGUUGAUGUGAAGUUUAAAAAAAAUCUGCGGGCUUUCUACUUUGUUCAUCCCUCGUUUCGCUCCAAGGUUUCCACAUGGUUCUUCACUACAUUUAGUGUUCCUGGGAUAAAGGAAAAGGUCCAUCACAUUGAUAACCUGCAGCAGCUCUUUACUUGCAUCCUACCUGAACAGAUAGACAUCCCGCCCUUUGUGCUGGAGUAUGACACCAGGAUGAACAGCUCAUACUGAACUUCCCACUCAUCAAGCCUGUAAAGUAAACCGUGCAGGUGAUUUGACUGAGCCUUCUUUGAAUGCCCAGCAUUUAGUUGAGCUCACAACUGGACGUGAUUUGCAGUUACACAGGCUCAGUAUGGGUAUGUUGGCAUGGAGAAAUCUGUCCCUCCCAUUAUGUGAAACGGCUAAAGGAAACCGACUCGAUGCCCUCUCUUCCAGUCACGAAGUUUGCUGUAGACGCCGUGCUCAGCCGUCGGCACUGGUCACAUUUGAUUUGACAGACUGAUGCAUGCGAUUGUGCGAUCGAACAGAAAAGCAGAAAAUUGUUCAAUGUCCUGAAAACUAUUUAUUUCUUCAGUCAUAUUCUAUUCUUAUUUCACACAAUGUGGUCUUGGUAAAGGUACCUACAUAAGCUGCUUUGUUUUAAAUAUGAUUACAUGCAGAUUGUGCUGACAGGACCGUGGCCAAAUGGAGUUAAUUAAAAAUGUUAUUCUUUAAA